Molecule: messenger RNA, 2145 nt
Organism: Phyllostomus hastatus (greater spear-nosed bat)
Lineage: Eukaryota; Metazoa; Chordata; Mammalia; Chiroptera; Phyllostomidae
Gene: KLHL40
Product: kelch like family member 40
Exons: 6
Coding region: 249-2120 (623 amino acids)
Biological process (GO): negative regulation of protein ubiquitination; negative regulation of proteasomal ubiquitin-dependent protein catabolic process; skeletal muscle fiber development
Cellular component (GO): I band; A band
Molecular function (GO): protein binding
Source: RefSeq, a predicted model, not a curated record
AGAAACCCCACUCCCAUCCCAUGAGCCCCAGGGGCUGAGUCAAGGCUGCUCUGGGAGGGGGCCUCUGCCCAGUUGUCCCCUCUGCGUCAUGUGCAGGAGGCCAGGCAGCUCUCCUUACAGGGCCGGGCCCACCUCUAUAUAUAGCCCCAAGAAGACAGCUGCGUAGACCAAGCACAACCCAGCAGGAAAGCAGGGAGUGAAGAGGAGGCCUCUGGCACCCUCGGUCGCCGCACCCUAGGCCACCCGCCAUGGCACUGGGCUUGGAGCAGGCGGAGGAGCAGCGGUUGUACCAGCAGACGCUCCUGCAGGACGGGCUCAAGGACAUGCUGGACCACGGCAAGUUCCUGGACUGCGUGGUGCGGGUGGGUGAGCGCGAGUUCCCGUGCCACCGCCUGGUGCUGGCCGCCUGCAGCCCCUACUUCCGGGCGCGCUUCCUGGCAGAGCCGGAGCAGGCGGGCGAGCUGCGCCUGGAGGAGGUGUCCCCCGAUGUGGUGGCCCAGGUGUUGCACUACUUGUACACGUCGGAGAUCUCGCUGGAUGAGGCGAGCGUGCAGGAUUUGUUCGCCGCGGCGCACCGCUUCCAGAUCCCGUCCAUCUUCACCAUCUGCGUGUCCUUCCUGCAGAAGCGCCUGUGUCUCUCCAACUGCCUGGCGGUCUUCCGUCUGGGACUCCUGCUCGACUGCGCGCGCUUGGCCGUGGCCGCCCGGGACUUCAUCUGCGCGCGGUUCUCGCUCGUGUCGCGCGACAAUGACUUCCUCGGGCUCUCGGCAGACGAGCUCAUUGCCAUCAUUUCCAGCGACGGUCUCAACGUGGAGAAGGAGGAGGCUGUGUUUGAGGCCGUGAUGCGGUGGGCGGCCAGCGGCGACGCCGAGGCCAAGGCCGAGCGCCAGCGUGCGCUGCCCACCGUCUUCGAGAGCGUGCGCUUUCGCCUGCUGCCACGCGCCUUCCUGGAGAGCCGCGUGGAGCGCCACCCUCUCGUGCGGGCCCAGCCCGAGCUGCUGCGAAAGGUGCAGAUGGUGAAGGAUGCCCACGAGGGCCGCAUCACCAUGCUGCGCAAGAAGAAGAAAGAGAAGGGGAAGGAGGCAGCUGGGGCCACGGCGACUGACAAGGGCGCGGGUGAAGUCAAGGCGCAGGAGGACGAGGAGGAGGAGCGUAUCCUUCCCGGCAUCCUCAACGACACUCUGCGCUUUGGCAUGUUCCUGCAGGACCUCAUCUUCAUGAUCAGUGAGGAGGGCGCCGUGGCCUACGACCCGGCGGCCAAUGAGUGUUACUGCGCCUCCCUCUCCACCCAGAUCCCCAAGAACCACGUCAGCCUGGUGACGAAGGAGAACCAGGUCUUCGUGGCCGGGGGCCUCUUCUACAAUGAGGACAACAAAGAGGACCCCAUGAGUGCUUACUUCUUGCAGUUUGACCACCUGGACUCAGAUUGGCUGGGGAUGCCGCCGCUGCCCUCGCCGCGCUGCCUCUUCGGCCUGGGAGAGGCUCUCAACUCCAUCUACGUGGUCGGCGGCCGGGAGCUCAAGGACGGGGAACGCAGCCUGGACUCGGUCAUGUGCUACGACAGGCUGUCGUUCAAAUGGGGUGAGUCGGACCCGCUGCCCUACACCGUGUACGGCCACGCGGUGCUCUCCCACAUGGACCUUGUCUACGUCAUUGGCGGCAAAGGCAGCAACAGGAAGUGCCUGAAUAAGAUGUGCGUCUACGACCCUAAGAAGUUCGAGUGGAAGGAGCUGGCUCCCAUGCAGACUGCUCGGUCACUCUUCGGGGCCACCAUCCACGAUGGCCGCAUUUUUGUGGCUGCUGGGGUCACAGACACGGGGCUGACCAGCUCAGUGGAGGUGUACAGCAUCCCGGACAACAAGUGGGCGUCCUUUGAGGCCUUCCCGCAGGAGCGCAGCUCCAUCAGCCUGGUCAGCCUGGCGGGCACCCUGUACGCCAUCGGUGGCUUCGCCACUCUGGAGACUGAGUCCGGGGAGCUGGUCCCCACAGAGCUCACUGACAUCUGGAGAUAUAAUGAGGACGAGAAGAAGUGGGAAGGUGUUUUGCGGGAGAUUGCCUACGCCAACGGCGCCACCUUCGUACCUGUGCGGCUCAACGUGCUGCGCCUGACCAAGAUGUGACCGGCCCCGGAGGGUCUGCACCCCG